Messenger RNA from Fusarium graminearum PH-1, 945 nucleotides. RefSeq lists its product as uncharacterized. The transcript has a single exon. NCBI's taxonomy places the organism in Eukaryota, Fungi, Ascomycota, Sordariomycetes, Hypocreales, Nectriaceae. The record is from RefSeq and is a predicted model, not a curated record. The coding region runs from base 1 to 945 and encodes 314 amino acids. Gene Ontology annotation, biological process: circadian rhythm; regulation of DNA-templated transcription. Gene Ontology annotation, cellular component: nucleus; cytoplasm.
AUGGCGCACAGCAGUAGCUCUAAUUACUAUCCCGGCGUCAUUAACGACCUAACAGUUGAGGCUCAAAAAGUUAGGCAGAAAAUGAAGCGCUACAAGCAAUCAGGCCCGGCUAUACUCCAUAAAGACAAGCUAUUUGAGAUCAAGGUUCAUGGUUUGUCCAAAGAGAAAACGAAAGAGCGCAAGACCACUCUGAGGGACUUUACCGGCAGUCUCAAUAACUCAGGUGCUUCAUCGCUGCAGGGGAAGAAAAAGCCAUCCCGCCACAACGGCGAUCACAUAUACUCCGGAUCUGAAAUUCAGCUCAACCAUGCCUCUUCUUCAAGCUCCAGCCUCCGGCCAGCCGACUCCGCUUACGCCUCCAUGUCAACCAAUGCCAAGUGUGCGAGCACAUCUCUUGGCCGUCCCACGAGGCGUUCAACCGAAUCAUUGAAGCAAAAGGUGGAGGAUUAUUUGCGACACAUUCCUGAGGGCCUGUACUCCCAAUAUGUGAUUAUGAUAGACAAGGAGUGGAAGAAUGUCGUUAUUCAGCGUCUCGAACAACUCUUUACGGGCCAGAUCAGCGGUUGGUACGCGCCGAAGAAACAUCCCUUGAGGUCGGGUGAUAGCCUCACUUCAGCGCUUGCUGUAGCGGAUGCAAAGACGAUGGGAUCAUCGACAGUCCACGAACGACCCCCUCCUGGAGAUGAGCCUACCAAAGGGGCGAAAAUCGUCCCUCUGGAGCAAUAUCGACAGCUAGGAAACAAGAACCUUUCAGGACGUCAUGGAUCGACUUUUCAUCCCAAUGAGGACCACAUGGAGAUCGGAUGCAAUGAUAAUAACACCGUUUUUGGUACCAACCUGUCUCCCCCAAUGCCGCUGGUGUCUGAACAGCGACCCAGCGACAUUAUGCGUCCAGUAGCCAAACCCACUGAAUCCCAGGGACAAGAAAAUAGACGCCGAAAGUAG